Molecule: messenger RNA, 1359 nt
Organism: Medicago truncatula (barrel medic)
Lineage: Eukaryota; Viridiplantae; Streptophyta; Magnoliopsida; Fabales; Fabaceae
Product: UV radiation resistance-associated protein
Exons: 6
Coding region: 306-1187 (293 amino acids)
Biological process (GO): SNARE complex assembly
Cellular component (GO): endosome; lytic vacuole
Molecular function (GO): SNARE binding
Source: RefSeq, a predicted model, not a curated record
CCACUACAAUAUCAUACGGUUUGUUUGUUCCAUCCAACUGAAUCCAGAUAGACACAUUUUCCUCUUUUUCUUUUCUCUUCUUUCCUUUCCCCCGAGAAAAUCCACCCAGCCAUUUUCCCGAGAAAAUCACCAACACAGCACAAGAACAACAACAAUCAAUCGAUGAUCUACUUACCGUGAUUCCACUCGAGGACGAAGACGAUGAUGAGGUCGACCCCUCAUGGAACAAAAUCUAAAUCUCACAUUGCUCACAACUUCCACUGAUCCAGAUGAUGUUCGACUGAUUGAGUGGGAAGAUUUUGAGCAUGAUCUUGCUAGGUUAUCGAGUCUCUCUUCUGCUCUCAAUCAAGCUAAGGAGAAGAAACGAAACCUUCAGCAUAAACUCGAGUCUCUCAUCCAGGCUGGCCAAGGAGGCUGCUGGGAAGCAAGAGGAGCAGCUUAGUGGUGCUCUGCAGUCACUUUUGGUGGCGGGUGGUACUCUCUCUGUAACUAGCAGAAACCUUCAGGAAUCAAGUAGAUUAAUGUCUGAAGAAAAUGGCUAUGUUCGUCUGAGAAACUUGCAAAAGAUGCUAAGGAUGAGGCAACAAUACAUGGCAUCUCAAAUUUCAAUGCUGUAUCCUGUAAAGUUGUUGGUUGAACCAGCACAAGAGCAAGAGCUUGAAGCAUAUCCUUUAGGUAGCCCAGCAGGCACUCCUCCUGAACUUAAACCAGUUAAUCAGGGAUCUUUGACGAUUCAGGGUCUGCACUUAAGCAUGCUAUCAUUUAGAAAGAUGAGUUUUUUCACAGAUAAAAAGGAAAUUCAGAAAUCUGCUACAGCCUUAGGAUAUGUUGCACAUGCUGUUUCACUUGUAGCCUCAUACUUGCAAGUUCCUCUACGUUAUCCCGUACGGUUGGGUGCUUCUCAUUCAUAUAUUAUUGACAACGCACCCUCGAUAGAGCUAACUUCUUCUGAAGCUUCAACAAGCACAAAAGUUUUCACAAAUGCCAAGCAUGUAGAAUUCCCCCUAUUUUUAGAAGGCCAAGACACAACAAGAGCAGCUUAUGCUGUAUUCUUACUAAGCAAGGAUUUAGAGCAGCUUUUGAAUUUCAUUGGUGCCAAGAGUUUGGGACCACGCCAUGUAUUGGCCAAUUUGAGGGAACUUUUUAGAACUAUCCAGUCUACAGCUUUUAUAGAUAACUUAAUUUAGUAUUUGUAUCUGAACUUUGACGUUCUUGUAAAUUGAUUUUUGUUAAUUCUUACACGAGUGCAAUUUUUUUGGUGCACCGUUCAAUGUAGCAUUGUUGUCAAAAUUGAGUCAAACUUUCUACAAUGGAUUUGAUAUUCUUUUCGAAAGUAUACACAGCUGUUGAUUAGUAGUA